CAAUCCUUUUAGUCCCAGAAUUGCGGUGUUGCCUGUAUGGAGCCGCGGCAUUUGCUCUUCUCAACGAGCAAAGCUGCGCUGGCUGGUUUUGGGCGAAGCUUGGAAAGGAACGCAGAGAUGCUCUAUUAUUCGGAGCACGAACCCUUAGACAAGCAGAUGCUCACCCAACAGCUAGCAAAAGCCAAUGAUGACAAUGAGGUGUUGUUCUCGGUGCUGUUGCUGGCGACGGCGAACUCCAGCUAUUUGUGGUUCGAUGAGGAGCAUUGUCCCAACAAUGUGAAGCUGUGCCAGAUGUUGAGGGAGAAAGCAGGUCGCAGCAACAUGCGCUUUGUGAUUUGUCCCACAACAAAAGCAGCCCAAGAGGGCUGGAACCAUCACCCACCUGCCUUGCAAAGCGUUUUCGGUGAAUUUUUGUCAGAUUCAGCUGAGCUGCAUGUGUGGAACCAUUUCAACGCGGAUGAGGAACUUGACUCGGAAUGCUUUUGCAGCUUGAUUGCCAAAGAGGCGAUCCAACCCCAUGCGCUCACAGAGCAGCAGGCUGCUAGAAGCUGGUGGUGGCCAUCCAUUUUGCGUUUACCGGCUACAGUUGUAGUUAUAGCUGCGCUUACAGAAAUUCAGAGGCGCGGCCAGCAGAUUGAACACCUCCAGGCUGAGGCUGCUUCCCAGAAAAACGAGAGUGUGGCCGAAAUCCAGAAUCUUCAGCAGCAGCUGCGGGCUGAGAAAAACAAGAGUGAAGUGGAAAUCCUGAAGCUUGAGCAGCAGCUCCAGGCCAGGGAAAAGAAGAAUGAGGUGGAAAUCCAGAAGCUUAAGGCCGAGAAAGACAAGAGGGAUGUGGAGAUUCUGAAACUCAAUCUGGAGAUUCUGAAACUCAAUCAGCAUAAAGAGUUGCUGGCAGAGGCGGCUUCCCAAGAACAAGAUAGCGAUGCUCCAGUUCAUAAGCUUAACCAGCAACCGGCUGAUCAUGAGAAAGGUGAGGAGCAGAAUCGUGCAAGACUGUGAUAAGAUCAGGGGUGCUUCUUUACACAGCAAGAUUCCGUCUCACAGGAACUCAUGACUCAUUGCAUCAAGAUUGCUGCCUUGGAAUCAUUGAACCUUCUCAGGUCACCCCUGUUGAAACACA
Molecule: messenger RNA, 1120 nt
Organism: Durusdinium trenchii
Lineage: Eukaryota; Dinophyceae; Suessiales; Symbiodiniaceae
Source: the annotation of a GenBank genome assembly